GAAUUCACCAAAACACGGAAAUACCGCCCUAACUGCGCGUGCGCGUGAACUGAUAAUUUCCUCGCGAGAGUUUCCCUAACGUGGGCAUGGCGGUGCUCCUUGAAACGACGCUGGGCGAUAUAGUUGUGGAUUUAUUCACAGAAGAAAGGCCUAAAACUUGUCUCAACUUUCUGAAAUUAUGCAAGACAAAAUACUACAACUACUGCCUUGUCCACAAUGUACAGAGAGACUUUAUUGUCCAAACUGGUGACCCCACUGGUACCGGCCGUGGUGGCGAGUCAAUCUACUGCAAGUUGUACGGGGACCAAGCCCGCUUUUUCGAUGCCGAGAAAGCCCCGCGUAUUAAACACAGGAAAAAGGGGACAGUGUCUAUGGUCAACAAUGGCAGCGACCAGCAUGGGUCACAGUUCCUUAUUACAACCGCUGAGAACCUGGACUAUCUGGACGGCGUGCAUACUGUUUUUGGUGAGGUUUCAGAGGGCUUCGACAUCUUGGCUAAGAUCAAUGAGACUUUUGUCGAUGCAGACUUCGUACCAUUUCAGGACAUCAGGAUAAACCACACUGUGAUACUCGAUGACCCCUUUGACGACCCCCCCGAUCUACCGGUGCCUGAUCGAUCCCCUGAUCCAACUCAACAGCAGCUAGAUAGUGGUCGCAUCGGAGCCGAAGAAGUCAUAGACGAUGCCGACGGGAAAGCAGCUGAAGAAGUGGAGGAGAGGCUCAACGCAAAAGAAGCUAAAACUCGAGCCAUCCUACUGGAGAUGGUGGGCGACCUCCCCGAUGCAGACGUCAAGCCGCCAGAGAAUGUCCUGUUUGUCUGCAAACUCAACCCGGUCACCACCGACGAGGACCUGGAAAUAAUCUUCUCCCGCUUUGGACACAUUAAAAGUUGUGAGAUCAUUCGAGACUGGAAGAGUGGAGACUCCCUCUGCUACGCUUUCAUUGAAUUUGAAAAGCAAGAAGACUGCGAAAAGGCCUAUUUCAAGAUGGACAACGUGCUCAUCGAUGACCGACGCAUCCACGUGGACUUCAGCCAGUCCGUGGCGAAAAUAAAAUGGAAAGGAAAAGGUGGGAAAUACACCAAGGAAGACUUCAAGGCCUACGAGAAUGACUUGGAGAAGCGAUCCAAACUGGCUCUGAAAGACCAAGUCAAACCUAAACAAGAUUCCAGAUAUGAUCUGCUGGUGGAGGACGAGGAGGGGACGGGCCUCCCGCACGCCGAGAAAAAACACAAAGAGAAGAGGCAUCGUUAUUCAGACGACGAGGAAGAGAGCAGGAAGUCUAAAAAACACAAGGACAGCCGGCGAGACACCAAGACCUCUCGCCAGCGUUCACGUUCACGUUCCCGCUCCAGAGACCGGGACCACAAGCACAAGGCUUGGGACAAGUAUGGGAGGGAAGGCCGAGAGCGAAGUCACAGGAGUCGCAGUCGCUCGCCCAGGAAGAGUAAGGACAAAGAGAGAAGCAGGUACAGGUGAAGGACAGGACCAUAGCAGCCUUCCUGCAAGGUCAGUUGGUCCUGAAGUCAGUGAUGCUGGACAAAAUGGCCUCCAGGAGGUUUUGAGGGGCUUGAGUUCAGGUUUUUAGGCAAGUAUAAUUCAUGUCCAUGAGCCCGAGCCACCUGACAACGCCACAUUUUGCAAUAACAUUCUUCACACCUGAGUUUUUAUUCGAAUCAUGUGAGGAAAAUAUGACAAGUUAUUGCCCAUCUCAUGUUGCAAGUGAGGGAAAACCCAUGGUCCUCUUCUCCCAACUUCAUGAUUGUUUCCUGGGCCUGAUGUGUCACACAUCUACUUUAUUCAAUCUUUUUAGCCCGAGCGAGUUCUGAAUACUCCAAUGUGCAGAUUUAUGUUUGGAAAUUCCAUCAAAUUGACAAUUUCAAUGAAAUGUUGUACACAUAUUAAAUAGACCGAUAGAUA
Messenger RNA from Nerophis ophidion (straightnose pipefish), 1919 nucleotides. RefSeq names its product peptidylprolyl isomerase (cyclophilin)-like 4 (gene ppil4). The transcript has 13 exons. NCBI's taxonomy places the organism in Eukaryota, Metazoa, Chordata, Actinopteri, Syngnathiformes, Syngnathidae. The coding region runs from base 87 to 1478 and encodes 463 amino acids. The record is from RefSeq and is a predicted model, not a curated record. Gene Ontology annotation, cellular component: nucleus. Gene Ontology annotation, biological process: protein peptidyl-prolyl isomerization. Gene Ontology annotation, molecular function: peptidyl-prolyl cis-trans isomerase activity; RNA binding.